GCUAACUUAAUUGCUUCCAUCCUCCAGUAAAAGAAAGAUGGCUUUUGCUAGAUUUGCUAAAGCUCUCCCUCCCUCGCUCAGCCUUGCUGGUCAAACGGCGAUCGUGACUGGCGCUUCAAGUGGUAUUGGAAGACAAAGUGCGCUACAUCUCGCUCGAGCAGGUGCUUCUAUACUUUGUAGUGAUUUGCGUCCAACUCCUAACGAUAUACACCUUCACCAAGGUACAACAACUGCCAGACAAGAACCAACACAUGAACUCAUCAACAGGUUAGGCGGAAAAGCCACUUUUCAAGAGGCAGAUGUUCGUAACGAAAGUGAUUGGGAAUCUUCCAUCGAACAAGCUGUCAAAUUAAGUGAUGAAGGUAGAUUGGACAUCCUUCUUAACAACGCAGGUCUUACUGUUUUCUCACCCGAAGGAAUCGUAGGAGAAUCUAUGGAAAUAUUUCAAAAGGUGUUCGACAUUAAUGUCAAAGGUUCAUUCCUUGGAAUGAAGUAUGCCAUUAAACAAAUGCAAAAACAAGAACCAAAACCGUUUCCUGCUGAUUGUGAAGAAGAAUUGGAUGAUAUUUCACGUUCAGAUAUUGAUGCAGAACCGGCAAGGGUUGCGUAUAGUCCACCUGAAUCUGGAACGGGAGGCGAUCCAACAAUCAUUCCUAAACCAAGCAGAGGUUCACGUGGAUCAAUUAUUCAGAUUGGCUCAAUUCAUGGCAUGAUUGGUGGUCCAAAUGAGCCAGCAUAUUGUUCAGCAAAAGGUGCAACAAUCAAUAUGGUAAGACAAGUGGCUUACGAGUAUGCACCUGAACGUAUUAAUGUAAACUGCAUUUGCCCGGGCUAUUGUAGUACCGCGAUGACAGCCAAUGUCUCACCAGAGUUGAAUGCUAUACGUCCAACUUAUUGGCCUCACCGUGGAUCUCCAAGAGAUAUCGCAAAGGCAGUCUUAUAUUUCGCCAGGGACGCUCCUUGGAGCACAGGAACAAUCAUGGCUGUUGACGGUGGAACCACCUGUCGUUAAAGGCAAUUAUCCAAUGUACAUACUCAUUAAACAAUCCAAGAUACAUACAUGAGGAAUUAUACAAUGA
Messenger RNA from Meira miltonrushii, 1079 nucleotides. Its product is annotated as NAD(P)-binding protein. The transcript has 5 exons. Bases 38 to 1012 code for a protein of 324 amino acids. Gene Ontology annotation, molecular function: oxidoreductase activity, acting on the CH-OH group of donors, NAD or NADP as acceptor. The record is from RefSeq and is a predicted model, not a curated record. Lineage: Eukaryota; Fungi; Basidiomycota; Exobasidiomycetes; Exobasidiales; Brachybasidiaceae.